This is a messenger RNA of Amphiprion ocellaris (clown anemonefish), 7894 nucleotides long. It is a transcript of the gene pex5la, whose product is annotated as peroxisomal biogenesis factor 5-like a. The record is from RefSeq and is a predicted model, not a curated record. Gene Ontology annotation, biological process: protein import into peroxisome matrix, docking. Bases 407 to 2251 code for a protein of 614 amino acids. Gene Ontology annotation, molecular function: protein binding. NCBI's taxonomy places the organism in Eukaryota, Metazoa, Chordata, Actinopteri, Pomacentridae. The transcript is spliced from 15 exons. Gene Ontology annotation, cellular component: peroxisomal membrane; cytosol.
AGGAGCUCUAUAAGAGGUGAGGAACCGGAGGAGCGUCAGAACACCGGAGCCACGGCGGAGAGCGGAGCGGAGCUGGAGGCUCAGGAUGAACAGCUGAUCCGGAGCUUCUGUUUCCUCCUCGAACUGAGAAUCCUGGGAGGAAGCUGCGAGGUGACACGAUAAAUAAAUAAAAAAACAACAACAACAAAAAAAAGAACAGAAAAGUGUGCUCCGACGGCGCGCGUCCUGGAUGAGAACAAAGUGCGCGCUUCAGCACCUGAGGAGAGGACAGCUCCUCUGUCUGGACCUCCGGAACCAGAACCUCCGUCUGAUCCCGCACCUCCAGCCCCGAGCCCGGACCUGCAGGAGAGAGCGGAGGAAGUGCAGCUGAAGAUCCGCAACCGGGAGAGUCAGCGGGAGUCUCAAUAUGUACCAGGGGCAUUUACAGGGGAAAGACUCUAGGGCUGCAGAUAAGACUGUUGCCAUGGUCCUGAAGGAGAUACCCAGUAAGGCGUCAUCAGAAGGGAAGCCCCUCCUCACGGUGACUACCAAGCUGGUGAGUGAGCAACAAGAGAGUCGUCCUCUUCUGAGCCCCUCCAUCGACGAUUUCCUCUGCGAGACCAAGUGUGAUGGAGUUUCCCGCCCAGUGACUUCCAACACGGCCGUUCUGUCUUCAACUCUGGACCUGCUGGACCUCAGCGAACCAGUGGAGAGGAGGAACAGCAGAGACAGGAAGAGUCUGCUGUCGUCAGUCCAGAAGAACAACCGGAAGAAGACGGAUGAGACGGAGCUGAUCCAGGUGGAGGCCGAGCAGACUGGACCGAGCAUGAGAACCCCGGAGAGGACAUCGCUGGACUCAGUUACCAUCUGUUCUUUGGAUAAAUGGGAGGAUCUGACUCCGAACCCGGAGAGAAACGGCAACAGGAAAUGGAAGCUGGAGAGACGACGUUCAUCUAAAAACUCCUCCAACGAGUUCCUGUGGUCCAUUGACUGUAAAACGCAAUUAGACUCGUCAAAUAAAAACACCUUGGAAGCCAAAGUGGAGCCGGAGUCGGCCCUCGCAUCACAACUCAACAGGCAGUAUAUUAGUGGAAGACAUGCCCGGCUGACCAAGGAGCAGCGGUGGGGGAGCGCCCUGCUGUCCAGACAUCAGUCCCUGGAGGAGGAGUUCGAGCGAGCCAAGGCCGCUGUGGAGUCAGACACUGAGUUCUGGGACAAGAUGCAGGCCGAAUGGGAAGAACUGGCUCGAAGAAACUGGCUGACAGAGAACGAACAGGCGCAGAUUCCCUCCUCGGUUUCUCCACACGAGAAGGGUUACUACUUCCACACAGAUAAUCCCUACAAGGACUUGCCCAAUGCGUUUGAAGAGGGACUAAAGAAAUCUCGAGAGGGAGACCUGCCAAACGCCGUUCUUUUGCUGGAAGCAGCUGUUCUGCAGGACCCUCAUGAUUCAGAGGCUUGGCAGGUUUUGGGAACCACACAGGCCGAAAACGAGAACGAGCAGGCGGCGAUUGUCUCCCUCCAGAGGUGUUUGGAGCUCCACCCAAACAACCUCCUGGCCCUCAUGGCACUGGCGGUGAGCCUGACCAACACCGGCAUGCGGAACGACGCCUGCGAGGCUCUGCUCCGCUGGCUGAGACACAACCCCAAGUACAAGCACCAGCUGAAGGGGAAGAGCCACCUUAUGGGGUCCCCGAACUCCCAGCGCCGGAUGUCUCACGCUCCCAACAUGGGCCGACACGAAAGCUCUCUGCUACCGGAGGUCAAAGAACUCUUCCUGGAAGCAGCUCAGCACAACUCUGACAGCAUCGACCCAGAUCUGCAGACGGGCCUCGGGGUUCUUUACAACCUCAGCGGAGAAUUCAACAAAGCUGUGGAGGCCUUUAAUACGGCGCUGUCGGUCCGGCCCGAGGACUACCUGUUGUGGAACCGCCUCGGCGCCACGCUGGCCAACGGCGACCGGAGCGAGGAGGCGGUGGAGGCCUACACCCGAGCCCUGGAGCUGCAGCCGGGCUUCAUCCGAUCCCGCUACAACCUGGGCAUCAGCUGCAUUAACCUGGGGGCACACAGAGAGGCGGCCAGUAACUUCCUGACUGCACUGAAUCUUCAGAGGAAGAGUCGAAGUCGGCAGCAGAACCACCAGGUGAUGUCUGGGAACAUCUGGGCCGCUCUGAGGAUAGCUUUAUCCAUGAUGGACCAGCCAGAGCUCUUCCAGGCAGCAAACAUCGGCGACCUGGAUCUCCUCAUGCGAGCCUUUAACUUGGACAUUUGAGGAACAGGAGGCGGCGGCGACAGCAUCACCCCCUUCGCUCACUUCUCCAAUUUCUACCCAACAGCCAAAAGCCCAAAGUGCACACGUCAGAGCGGACCGUUAGUGACGGUAGUGUGUUUUUAUGCACGUCAAAAAUCAACUGCAGUUGUCAAAAACUGUUCUAUUUUUUCGCCCAAGUACCUUGGAGCAGUUCUGGGGACAGGUUCUUCCGAGGGUCUGGAGUGACUGCUUUGUGAUGGAUUUGCACUGCAAUUUGUGAUUUCCCUGAAGAGCACAAGGACGGACAAAGAUUGUACGAGCAAUGCCUUAGAGAACACAUCAAUUAAAAACUGACUCAUCCAGUGGAACAGAGCCGAGCCAGGAGAGACUGACGGCUUUAAAGAGCCUCGCGAGCCGUUUGCUCAGGAAAAGAUGAGGAUUCGAGAGAAAAACUGAGCGUCUGUCUCGACGCCGUCGCUCCCUAACGAAGGACGGAUUUGUUGUAAGACUUCACCGUGAAACCUGGAGCUCCAGAUUCUGUUCCUGGCUUGUUUUCAUCCUCUUCAGACGGACAAUACUGCAUGAAUAAGCAUUUUCAUAAACGGAUUCUUGUUUCGACAUACUUUUAGAAGCUCUCCCUUUGCACUUCAGAUAAACAGAUAAACUUCCUCAGUCCAAGUGGAAUGUGCAAGCCAGGUUGUAAAGCCUUACUCAAAUGCAUGCGACCAACGAUAUUUAUUUAUACUAUUUUUAUGGCAACACAAAAACACUAAGCCAUCUUCAGACUGGUUUCGAUUUCUUUAAAUAACUGCUGUCUUCUGAACUUGAAAGCUUUCUGAGCCAUUAAUUUUUUGCUUUGUUUUUCCUUUCGGUUCUCGGCUCCGAAGCUUCUCCGUGUUCCCUUUACGCCGGCCGGUCGGUGAAUAAAAAGCUGGGCGGCAUCGAUCUGCGAAAAAAACCUUCAUUAGUGGCUUCGAACUUCCUCACAAGUUUUGUGGUUGCAGGUCUAAAAAUAUCAUCUUUCAUCUUCUCCUCUAACUUUCGAAGCCAACAGACGCACACGUCGUAGCCUAAUUUUUAUUUUGGCUGACUUUGUUUAGUGUAAUGCAGCAUAAUAACAUUAUAGGUGAAAGAUGGUGGAGUCGGGAGCCAAGACGGCAGCUUGGUGUACCUCCUAAUGCAGUCAUUUGUGUCUUUGCUGCUCCGCCACAGACAGCAGAGCUCGUAGGUUUAAUCAAAUCAGCCAUCGUCAUGAUUUUAAUACUUACCUAAGCUCAGAACACAUUUGAGGAACGUUGUUUGUUUGUUCCACCACCUGCGGACUUCAAUUUACGCCAUUCGAGAGAUCAUUAUGCAUUAAAAUAUGAUUGUAUGAAACUCCUGCUCCACAUAAAUCUCUUCUCUCUUUAGCUGACAGCUUCUGUUAGUCUGAAAGUCACUCUGUGGGGUGAACGUGGUGUUCCUCCCUGCGAGUAAAUGAUAGAUAAUCUGCCGUACUGUGGAGCUCAGCACACUUCGGUGUUUAUCAGGCGUGUCCACAGUUGCAGUGUGCUGCAGAAAGCGCUUCUUUUUUACUGUCAGCUCCUAUGCAAAAGGUCAUGUUUUAUGUCGCCGUUCUGAAUCGUCCCCCGUCUGCCUCGCCGGACCAAAGGGAAGCGUUGAUUCUGUGUUUUGAGAGCUAUCAGGGGGAACCAGAAGCCGCUACGAGAGCCAUUCAUCUUCCAAACUGGACGUCACGGUCUGGAGGAGAGGAAGUGUUUUCAUGGUGAAAACCGGGAGAGAACCAACACAAAUCUCUAAAAAGACGAGCAUGGUCACUGAUUCUGUGAAAAGUCUAAAAAGACUUGUAGCUUCGUGUAGCUUCAUAAAUCUGUUCUCACCUCAAGUCCAACCAGGAAACUGCUGUCAGACCAGUUCCUUUGGCUAACUGGUGCUUCACACAACCAGAGAUGAUUUUCAGAAAGACGGAUGCUUCAAAGGAAGUGUUGUUGUGGCCGGUCGCGAUGUUUAAUAGAUCAAGGAGGAGCCCAGAGAGACGUAGCACGAAUUUAUUGACUCUGGAUGAAGAUAAAAGCAGUUUGACAGUAGCUGAAUAUACUGAAUAUAAUGGAUGGAGUCCAGCAGUUCCUGUGAUCUGGUUCAACAUUUAACUAGCAUUAAAUUAUGUAACUUAUAUAAGAUUGUAGAGUUGAUCAGUCCAUCCGACAGAACAAACUCAGAAAAAUAAUAGUUCUUUCAAGGUUCCUUAAAACAUCAAUUGAAGAACAUCUGUAUUGAGGGGAUGUUUCUUCACGUACUUUGUGGUUCUUUUAAAGUACUAAAGGUUCUUGACUUUUAUUGGUUUGGUAGCAUGAAAUCAGAGCUGCAGCCAAAAAUUAUUUUCGUUAUCGAUCAUUGGGUCAAUAAAACAUCCAAAAACUGUUUUAUCCUCACAGUUGUUAAAAAUCCCAAGUUGGCGUUUAGUAAAGAGUUCUUCUGUCCGACCAAGAACCAAAAUAUUAAACGUGUUCUAAUGGAAGGAACCCAAGUAGAAUGAAGUGAUUCAACAAAGAUUUUUUUUUUUUAAAUUGUUCCUUAAAAUAGCCAAACAUUGUUUGGAAAGAACCAUUUACAGGUGGACUAUUUAAAGAACCUCUUUCUAAAAGAUUGUUUAAGGAGCUAAAAUGGUGUCACCAUGAAGAACCAUUUUUGACGUUAGAACCUUUAUUUUUCUGACUGUGGCCACAAAAACAAAAGUUUAAUUUGGGUUGUUCAUUGAUCUUAAAUGACUGCAAAGUUACUAAUGACGUUCCCAUUAGCCUCAGCUGCUUUAGUGCUUAGCAUGUCAACAGAUAUUAUAAAAAAAUAAUUGGUAAAGAUGGCAACUGUAGGACACAUGUCCUGCCUUUCCCCUCCAACAGUCAAUCAUCUGCUUUGUAAUGGCCAAAACAGGAAACAUUUAACCAAUCACAUUUUUGCAGCAACUCAAGCACAGUGUUGUGAAAUCUCGCUGCUUUUUGAACUUUGUUUUGGUUCAGAUUUACCAAACUUUUUCAGCAGUUUUCAUCAGAUUUGACUGGUGGUUCUGUACAUGCAGGUCUUAUGUCUCGUGAUGGUUGAAAUUACAGUUACGGUUCCCUCUUUAUUCAUUUGGAUCAGGGGUGUCAAACUCUUUCUAGUUCAGGGGCCACAUUCAGCCCAAUUUGACCUCAAGGGACCAGUAAAAUCUCAGCAUAUUAACCUAGAAAUAACCACAACUCCAAAUUUUUCCUUCGUUUUAGUACAAAAAAGUAUAUUCUGAAAAUGUUCACAACUAUGUUUUUACAAAACAUUAUGAAAAGCCUGACCUUUCUAAUAUUAAGCCUCAGUUUAUCAUUUGUGUAUUACAGAUCACAGUGUCAACAAAGGCACAAAACAUUUAGUUGUAGGCAUCUGAAGCUGAACAAUGUAGUAUUUUACAACUUGUCAAGAUCUAGAAAUUAUUUUAAAUUUUUAUUCAUUUCCACAUCUGUGUAGUAAUCUUGACACACCACAUUAUACAAACUAAAGUGGGAACUAUUAAGGAAGAAGGUUCUGUUGUCCUCCUGCCUUGUAAAUGUAGAAAAUUUAUACAAAGAAAAUGCAUCAAAGUUGUGGCAGUACAUCAACAAUAGGGUUCAACCAAAUCAAACUCUGUACUGAAGCUGCUGACUCGCAUUAUACUGCACAAAGUUCAAUGUCUUUAAAUAUUUUCACAGGAAGUAUUCAUUUUCACCUUUGUAAUUUUUGCACUUUGCAAAGUCGUGCUGCAGGCCGGAUUGGACCCUCUGACGGGCUGGUUUUGGCCCGCGGGCCUAAUGUUUGACACCCCUGAUUUAGAUAAGACUGUGUUUUGGUUAGUGUGAAAUAACUGAGGUUUUCCUGUCAGGACUAAAUAUCAGCUGCUGAUUAAAGCCCACAUGGUCGUGGUGUUGUUGGACCAGAAUCCACAGUCAAACUGUCCCGUGUUGCACAUUUAACACGAGCUUCGGUCUGCUUUUGUUUCCAUAAGCCCAGUGUGGUAGUAAUGGUUCCCUGAGCGGCUGCUGAUAGACGGGAAUCAUCCUUCAGGCCACUUUUCUUCCGCUGUUAAACACGAACACAUGCUCUGUUCCUCCCGGCCGUCGUCUGAACUGUAGAAACAUGAUGUCUGCUGACUUGUGGUUUCCACAAUCAACUGUAGUUUUCUUACGCGGCUGUAGGCCUUCGUUUUUUUGCAUUUCCAGAAACUUGUAGAUGCGUCGGAACUGAACAAAAACAAAAAAAAAAAGAAAAAAAGCGAUAUUUUUUUAAAGAAAUCUUAAACUGCUGGCUUCAGAAGCUGAACUUGUACUGUGUGCGUCGUUCUGUAGUGCAUCGAGGUAGGAUGCCUGCUGAGUUUCAGUUCUUUUAGUAGAACCUACUACUGGACCUUCUCAGGUGAACUUAGCGUAGCGCAUGCUCCUGAGGAACACACUGAGGCUUAUCGCAUGUUAGAUCCUCCACAUUUAUUUACUUUCUUGAAUGCUCUUCUCAUUCGUAUGCAUGGAAAGCGCUUUCUUUUCCUCCCACUAACGUAUAAAGACGAACUAUAUCACGAAGUUUCCUUGCAAUAUUUCUACAAUGCACUGCAACCUUGACAAAAGCGACAUGUAUAUAAUGAGUAUGUAUUCUACACCAGACGCUUUUUUCUUGCGUAGAUCGAGCAGAGAAAUGAGUGUCAGACACUUUAUUUCCUGGCUGGUGCACCGCUAUAACCGGCUAGUCGUUUAUAUUCUGUAGAAAUUUUGUAAUUACAACUUCUACCAAUUAGAAACACGCUGCUAACCGCUGCAAUGACCCCGACCUGCACAGCUGUCCAGCAAUUAUUUUACUGUUAAAACUCAUCGAGCUUAUAGAUGUUUAUGUGCAUUUUCAUAACCUGCUGUCAACUGUUCACAGUUAUUUAAGGUUUUAAUGUUUGCAAAGCAUCACUGCUUCAUUAGUUCUGCUUUUAAACAGAUGUGGACUGUCAAAAAUGUAUUGUAUUUAAUACCCGUUUUGCACAGCUCUGCUCCUAAUUCUAUAUAUGUAGUGACCCAAAGUGUGAACAUUUUUAAAAAUAAAAAGGAAAAAUAAAUAAUUAUGAUUAUACAUGCAGACAAAAUACAGUAAAUAACCAUGAAACUGUAAAAUAAUCAAAUUUUUUAGUCUGUGAUUUUUGAUUCUUUCCUGAUUGUCUUAAUUGACAGAUAAAGAUUUAUGAUGGAUAAAUUUUAGUCAUAAUAAAUAACAGAAUAAUUAUCAAACUUUGCACUACAGUUGAGAUGAAAAACACAUAUUUUUUUUACAAUUUUUACACAGCUUUGCCCCUAAUUCUUAACAUGUCGUGACUCAAAGUGUGAAAAAUUGUAAAAAUAAAAUGGUAAAGUAAAUAAUUCUUUUUGUAAAUGCAGAUAAAUACAGUACAUAACCAUGAAACUGUAAAAUAAUCAAAAUUUUUCCCAGAUUUUUGAUUCUUUUCUGAUCGCUUUAACUGACAGAUUUAUGACGGACACAUUUUAAUCUUAAUAGAUAAUAUAAUAAUUAUGAAAUACUGCAUUGCAAGUGAGAUGAAAAACACAAACAAAAAAAAGUUUCAACGUUUGCAAAACAUCACUGCUUCAUUAGUUUUGCAUUUAAACAGAUGUGGAGUAAUUGAUUUUUUUU